AUGCUAUUCUCAUCUUUGGCGAGUUUUGCUGCAGUAGGUUUGGUUCUGUGUGGAAUGUUUAGUUUCGUUGCACAAUUUCCACCAAAAUAUAUGCGAACUUUUAUUUCUGGUCAAUCACUUUCUUGUAUUCUUAGUGCGAUAUUGAGCAUUUUUUGUCAAGCUUUUACUUCCAAUAAUAUCAAUGAUGGGCGUUUAUUUUUUUUUAUUACUAUUAUAUGGGCGAUUAUUAGUAUUUGUCUUUUUUGCUAUCUCGCUAAUUCAAAAGAAUUGAAAACGUUUAUUCUAAAAGAUUCCGAUGAUACAAAUCGAAUUGCUUCCAUUGAUUCUCAGGAUGGAGAAUCUGAUCAAGUCAAUCUGAUUGGUUAUGAACCUGAUGGCGAUGAUUUUUCUCGUAACGUUUUAUCCAUCUGCAGCGACGUCAAAUAUGAAUUAAUUUCUAUAUCACUCAUUUUUUUCGUAACCUGUAUUGUUUUUCCAAGUAUUACUUCAUUGGCGCGAUCGUAUUCAAGAAACGGUAUAUGGAAAGAUUACUUUACAAGUAUCAGUUUCUUGUUGUUCAACUGUUCGGAUGCUAUUGGUCGAUUGCUUUCUUCUGCAGUUAAUUUAAAUGCUAAAACAUUAAUAGUUGUAUCGACAUUGCGAUUAAUUUUUGUUCCAUUAAUUUGCUUUUGUAAUGUUCAACCGAGAUAUCAUUCGACGACGAUUUUCAAUAGUGAUCUUCUUUAUAUUUCUUUCAUUAUUUCAUUUUCGUUUACAAACGGAUUAUUUCUUUCAUCUGCAAUCGUUUCGGCCACAAUGCCAGGUAGCUUCAAGCUUCUUGCUUUCAAUAAAGAUUUAACUUAA
This is a messenger RNA of Dracunculus medinensis (Guinea worm), 843 nucleotides long. The record is from the annotation of a GenBank genome assembly. NCBI's taxonomy places the organism in Eukaryota, Metazoa, Nematoda, Chromadorea, Rhabditida, Dracunculidae.